Molecule: messenger RNA, 1784 nt
Organism: Helianthus annuus (common sunflower)
Lineage: Eukaryota; Viridiplantae; Streptophyta; Magnoliopsida; Asterales; Asteraceae
Product: protein NEN1
Exons: 6
Coding region: 196-1638 (480 amino acids)
Molecular function (GO): nucleic acid binding; 3'-5' exonuclease activity
Source: RefSeq, a predicted model, not a curated record
UAUCCUUUUCUUGUGAAAGGGUAGAAACGUAACACCACACGCUUCUUCUUCUUCUUCCUCACAAAAACCUCAUUUCAAAGUUAAACAAAUCCCCCACGCUUACCCACCUAUAUAAACCAAACCCAAAUCACAAUCACCCCCAAAUUAUUGCCCUAAAUCUUCAAUUUUCCCGCCAAUUUCAGAGAGAUUUGAGUUAUGGAGCCGACUGUAGAUCGAUCGGAGAUAGCUUUCUUCGACCUGGAAACCACAGUCCCGACCCGACCCGGCCAGGGGUUCGCUAUAUUGGAAUUCGGGUCGAUUCUCGUUUGCCCUAGGAAAAUUAUCGAGCUUGAAAGCUACGAGACGUUGGUAAGACCUCAUGAUCUCUCACUCAUCACAACAUUAUCAGUUCGCGCCAACGGUAUUACUGCAGACGACGUCGCAUCGGCGCCGACGUUUUCUGAUGUUGCAGAUAAGGUGUUUGAUAUGUUGCAUGGGAGGAUUUGGGCGGGUCACAAUAUAAUUAGGUUUGAUUGCGUGAGGUUACGGGAGGCGUUUGCACAGAUUAAUCGGCCACCACCGGAGCCGAAGGGGACGAUUGAUUCAUUGGCAUUGUUGACACAGAGGUUUGGGAGGAGAGCUGGUAACAUGAAGAUGGCCACUCUGGCCAAUUAUUUCGGGCUUGGAAAGCAAUCGCACCGGAGUUUGGAUGAUGUUCGAAUGAAUCUUGAAGUUCUCAAGUAUUGCGCAACUGUUCUUUUCUUGGAAUCGAGCCUUCCAGAUAUAUUUACAGGAACCAGUUCGGUUUCUCCAAACACCACCACCAGAAACCGCAGUAAUGCAAAAGCUGAUGUAGAUGGACCCGGCCUGAGCACUAGCCCACCCUCAUCUACUAGAAACACUGACAAUCAGAUUUCUCCUCCAACUCAUGAUCCAGUUGAACUGGGUCGGGCUCAACCCGACCCGUUUGACCUGGGUCCACUUGUAGAUAAAAUAGAAACCGAACCCCUUCAACCAAAUGAUGACAUGGAGGAAGAACCAUCUAUAGCCACUCAGUCCAACACAAUUACUGAAAGCAAUGAAUUUCUCGAACCAGAUGAAGUGUCCAUACCCUCGGUAACUGUAACCGCAGUCCCAUUUUUCCGUGGGCCCCAAAAGAUACAAAUACUUCACAGAGACACACCAUUGCAGAUCCACUGUGGUGCCCUAAAAGUACGGUUUGGAGUAAGCACAAGAUUUGUUGAUCAUGCGGGAAGACCGCGAUUAAAUUUUGUGGUUGAUGCAUCUCCAAAUCUUUGUGGUGUUCUUGACGCGUGUGAUAAUAUUGCUAAGAGGUUUGUGGAUUCUGAUAGCAACUCUGAGUGGAGACCUGUCGUGAGCAGAAAGCCCGGGUUUUAUAACGCACCCACUGUCAGAUUCCAAUUACCUACUGUAGCGGAAGGAGAUGGCGUUAGAUGGAUCACAGAGAUAUACCAGAAAGAAUCAUCAUCGGCGUCCAUACAACACGUUGUGUUUAGUAAGUAUGAUGUGGCGGAACUCGAACAGUUGAUUCGUCCUGGUUCGUUUGUGGAUGCUUACAUCUCUUUAGAUCCGUACGACUAUCAACAGAACGCUGGGAUUCGAUUAGUGGCAAAGAAACUGAUUGUUGAUUCUAACUGAAGGGUUUUGAUGUAUACCUUGCUGCACUAUUAGCUGACUUUUAGAAAACAGUAUUUGUUUGAUUCUUGUAAAGAUGGCCAAUUCAUUUCUUUUGUUGUUUAUGUAGAAAAAGAACAAUUAAUUAAUACCAAAUGUUAUUAUAAUCC